UAGGGGUGAGUUCGCGUUGUCGCUCGUCGACCACUCGUCUCAGUGUGUCACUUUACUCCUUACGAUAAAAAAGUUAUCGCGUGCCGGUGACAUAACACAGCAAGACACCCUUCGGAAUUUCGCUCUUUCCCUCUUAUUUUAAAAACACGCGGUAUAUGUAUAAUUUGAAUUGCUACACUCUGCCGUUUAAUUAUCGAGACAAUAAAAUGUUUUAAAUAUUUUACUAAUAUAAGAAACACUGAUUUCUCAGUACGAGGGAGAUAAAGUAUUAAGUAUACAAAGUAGUAUAUAUAAAUUUGUGGGUAGAUCAAACGAUUUUUAUGUACAAAGAGUCAAGAGGAUUAAUUUUAAGUGUUGAGCCAACUAAAUUUACGGUGGCCAUAAAGUUUAUACCAUCUGAAUUAUAUUUACAAAAUCAACUUGAUAUUUAAACAAUAAACUAUUGGAUUUAACUCCGUAAUAAAUAAAUAAAAAUAAUGGGCAUCGAUUAUUCAUCGGCAACAUAUGAUUCAAAAAUGACUUUUAAAAUAUUUAUUGGUUGUAAUUCAAUUGCGAUAUUUAGCUCAUAAAUAAUUCUAUUUUUUGAAAUAGACAGAGUACAUAAAAAAAAGGUAUAACGUAAAAAGAGAGCUUACAAGUGAAUUGGAAAAAAUAUUGUAAGACGAAAAAAUAAAGACUCGAGAGUUAAGUUUUCUCAACGAAGGGAAUUGUGACCGCUCCCCAGUCAAAUGCCUUUUUCCUAGAUGCUUCAAUACCCAGGAAAUCCUGAGUCUUUCCUUUUUUAUUCCCUCCCUUACUGGUUCUGCUACUGGUGGUGUUCUUCUCAGGCUAAGGGGACGUAGUCCUUUUGCCAACCGAAUCGCUAGCAGAGCAAAGGUAGAACUCAAUAAAUUGGGCGGAUUAUAAAUGAAAAAAGUAUAAGAAGACAAAGAGAAUAAAACAAGAACUGAAGCAAGUAAAGAUUUCAAUCAACCGAGUUUAAGAAUUUCCCAUUUAUAUUUCUAUGAUACUUUUAUAUGAAUUCCGUUGGAGUUGUAAAGUGUAAGAGGAUAAAGGGUCAACGUGAUCGUAGCAACUCUUGGAUUCGAUUCAGAUUUCCAUCUUGACUCAAUGGCACUUGUGGUCAUAAUAUUGCCGAGGUGAUUUUCCUGAUUGCUUCUGCCUUUCACCAGAUCCGACUAAAAUUUCCGUAUUAAAAAGAACGUAGAAGAGGACAACCAGAAAACACUAAAGUCAUCCACUUUAUUCUCAAGUGCCGGUUGACAAGAAAGUCUGCUAUUAAAAGACAGUAGCUAAGAAAGUUUAAGUCAAAGCUCGUGAUGAACUGCCGCUAACUUUUAAUUAAAACCAGUCAAGAUCAUCCUUACUUUGCUGCUAAACUUCUUGCUUCGCGACCCAACUUUCCGGAGCUAGACGAGUUCUGGUCACUUAUUGAAGCUGCUUUUAUGUAGCAACACACUAUAGCUCAUACAAUACCAACCACACAAAGUAUACUUUAGUAUGGAGACUGAGAGUCCGAGCUCAGGUAUAAAUCGACCUGGACACAUAUUUACUAUUUGUAAAUUAACGUGGGCUUGAAAAUAUAUUUUCAGGCCAUUUAUUUUCAAGGUUGCCUUUUUUCUUGUCAUUAUUAUUAUUAUUACUAUUGUUAUUAUCGAAACAUCCGUUUACCACGUGCUGAUGUAUGUCCAAGGACUUGACUCGUGAAGAUUGAAUCAUCCAAGUCGGCCCCCAAAUUUCGAUCUGGCAUCUUGUGUCGAGUGCAUCAAUAAUUGCUUGGCUACUGCUGGUCUAUGUCCAGUUUCCGGUAUUCUGGUGUAAUUCCAUUCAUCCGAUUGGAGUAAACGUAGUGGGAGGGAUAUAAAACUAAUAAAUAAAUAAAUAAAUUAAAAAGUGGACAACUGAUAGAAGAGUCGCCACUGGCGACACGACGUGUGCGUGACCCAUACAAGCAACUACUUAACAGCUUAAACGAAGAGCGGCGUUUCAGUUGUUCCAUUGACGAGCUCGUGGUAACAUUACGUCAAUCGUAAUAUGAAAGUAUAAGUGGCCACGUGUUGCCACUACAGUGUUAUCGUCGGUUUAUAAAAUAUUUAAUCUUAAAUUAAUACGCAAGUGUGAUAUGAUGAGUAUGAGAAAUAAUCGUAUUGAUAAUUUAUUAAAUUGUUAGAUCGUUUAUUUAUUUUUAUUUAAUACUGAGAAAGGUGUAGAUCAAAGUGUCUUUCUCAAGUGAAAGUGUGCGAUCAUGUGUAUCAAUAAAUGGAUGUUUAGUGUGAGCUUAUUGUUGCUCGUGACUAUUGAUAAUCGCACGAGAGCUUACUCCAAUCAAUGGACAGCUAAAAUUCUUGGUGGUCCUGAUGUUGCACAACGAGUUGCUAUGGAACAUGGAUUUCAUUAUCGGCAUCAGAUAUUUGAGGAUCUUUAUCAUUUUGAUCAUAAGUCAGUUAAAAAACGAUCAUCAGAGCCACAUUUGGAAAUCAAUAGUCGAUUAAAAAGAGACACUAGGGUACAAAACGCUGAGCAACAGCGAAUAUUGUCACGGAGAAAAAGGGAUUUUGUUGUUAAACGUGGUCCAGCAAGUUCACGUGCUAUCUUGAAUGAUGACAGAUGGCCGCAGAUGUGGUACUUGAAUCGAGGCAAAGGGCUUGACAUGAACGUACAGGGUGCUUGGGCUGAUGGAAUUACUGGUCAUGGUAUCGUUGUCACUAUAUUGGACGACGGUUUGGAAAAAGAUCAUCCUGAUAUCUACAGCAAUUACGAUCCACAGGCAAGUUAUGAUGUCAACAGCUACGACGAUGAUCCAAUGCCACGAUAUGACUACCUCAACAGCAAUCGUCACGGCACCAGAUGUGCCGGAGAAGUUGCUGCCACAGCAAAUAAUUCUUUUUGUGCCGUGGGGGUUGCUUACGGCGCCGGAGUCGGGGGAGUAAGAAUGUUGGACGGAGAAGUUACAGAUGCUGUUGAAGCAAGAUCUCUUAGUUUCAAUUCACAGCACAUAGAUAUUUAUAGUGCGUCCUGGGGACCCGAUGACGAUGGCAAAACAGUUGACGGUCCUGGAGAACUCGCUACGAGGGCAUUCAUUGAAGGCAUUACUAAGGGUCGCAGCGGUAAAGGUUCGAUAUUUGUGUGGGCGUCGGGUAAUGGAGGACGCGAACAUGACAACUGCAAUUGCGAUGGUUAUACAAAUAGUAUUUGGACGCUGUCAAUUAGUAGUGCAACUGAAAAUGGUUUAGUCCCGUGGUACAGCGAGGCAUGUUCAUCUACUCUUGCGACGGCAUAUAGUUCUGGUUCAUUGGGUGAAAAACAAAUCGUUACUAUCGAUUUAAAUCAUCAGUGUACAAGUAGUCAUACUGGUACCUCAGCAUCUGCGCCUAUUGCCGCGGGAAUUUGUGCAUUAGCUCUCGAAGCUAAUAGGGAUCUUACGUGGCGCGAUAUGCAGCAUAUUGUUGUAAGAACAGCCAAGCCGGCAAAUCUUAUUGCCGCUGACUGGACCAUUAAUGGUGUCGGUAGAAAUGUUAGCCACAGUUUCGGCUAUGGCUUAAUGGACGCGACCGCAAUGGUCCAACUUGCCAAAAAGUGGCAGACCGUUCCGGAACAACACAAGUGUGAAAUGCUAGCGCCGCAUAAAAAUAGAUCAAUUCCAUCACGUAGUCAAUUAACUUUGGAUUUCCAUGUAAAAGAAUGUAGCGGCGUUAACUUUUUAGAACACGUUCAGGCCAAAAUAACACUAUCGGCAUCUCGAAGAGGAGAUCUUGAGAUAACAUUAACAUCACCACAAGGAACAAAAAGUACUUUACUCGCAAAACGACCGCACGAUAAUUCUAAAACAGGAUUCCAACAAUGGCCAUUCAUGUCAGUCCACACAUGGGGUGAACGUCCACAUGGCACGUGGAAAUUGGAAGUUCACAAUGAGGGUCGUUAUGUUGGUCGUGCGAUACUUCAUGAAUGGUCGUUGAUAUUCUACGGUACAGGAACUUUACCCGACCCAACAGAGUACGCUCUCUACAGCAGUAUCGCCGGUAGUAGUAUUAGUUCGACAAACAUCAAGUCGCCUAAAAAACCAGUAGUUAAAACGUCAAACUAUUCACGCAAUGGUUUAAAUAUCAUCGGGAUUAAGAGUAAAAAUAAUAAGUUGAUAAAACAGCAGCAACAGAGCCAGCAAAAUAGUGGAUUAAAUCAAGCGUACAUUCAACAAAAUCAGACAUCAAAAAAGAGCAAAGUACGUGGGCAACAUAAAAAUGGUAAAUCAACAAACAAACCGACAGUGCGACCGACAGUACAGAGCUUACGUGGAUUAACAUUCAGUCGCAUUGCUACAUCUAAGCCCCGUGUUAGCGGUAGCAAUAACACCGCUAGCUCUGCCGGUACUACCAUUGGAAACACCACCAAUAACAACAGCACUCCCAAAGCAAUCCCAGAAACUCCCGUUGUUAAACUGACAACUCAGCUACCUAAACAGCAACAAAUUAUUGACUCUGUUACAUCAACAUCCUCGCUACAGAGAGGUUUAAUUCUCAUGGAACCGGCCGCCAAAGCCGCUACAAAUAAGGUUCCGGUUGUGUUUCAACAGUAUCCAAAAAUCCAACAGCUCUAUCCGCUCUACCCGGUCUACCCUGGGGUAAGGGGCGUUAAUCAGCACGCAACUCGUGCUAAGGGACUCGAUCUACUGCAAGAUGAGCAGUUCGAUACAAGAAAUCUUCAAUUAACUGACAAGGCAAGCCUCACAGAAUGGGGGCUGGUGUUCUACGGAACCGAAACCGCACUCAAGUUCGAUGACGAGCUGGACAAAGACAAGCCGAUAGCCCCAAUAGAAAUUGAUAUCCCACACAAUAACGCAGCGGAGGACAAGAAGCCGAUAGACACCGAAGGAGAUGGCGAUCUGUGGACCGGGAGACAGCAGGUGGAUUUGAUAUCACACCCGGAGGUGCAGAAGCCCACAACGGAAAACCAUACGAGCAAAGCGUGUAACAGCUUUGGCUCCCACGGGUGCCUAGAAUGUAAACUCGGGUGGUUUAUCUCCGAAGGUCGUUGUUUAUCAGAGUGUCCUCAUAACAUGUAUGUGGAUCACGACCAACGAAAGAAUGCCUGUAUUCCGUGUCAUUACUCUUGUAUGACCUGUUCGGGGCCUUCAGAUAUCGAUUGCACAUCAUGCCAUGCGGAUUCUAAUCCUAUACCACCGGAAAUGGAGACCUUUCAAUGCAUUUUAAAGUCUAUCGAGUGGAAGACCAAAUCAACUGUGUGGUUUUAUCGGAUGACUAUUGUAUUAGGAUUAAGCUCCAUUCUUAUGAUUGGUAUUGUCAUUUAUUUAUGGAUUUCCUCAUCGAAAAAGUUACAAAAAAUUAUCAAUCACGGAUACAUGGAACUGCCUCUACCCAAUGAUCAACUCAAAGACGGCAACAGUAAUCGUAAUUUAGACCAAUACCAAUCCGAAAGCGAGUAGAUUUUUUUUUUCCAUUUUACUACCCGGGAAAAAUAGUUUAGAUCUGAAUACUUAAUCUGAAUUUACUCCAUCACAGAGUUCCGAAGUUUAGAAAAAAUUACUCUGCAUACGAAAUAAAUAGAACUUUUUUUUUUUUUAACGGAGAGAUCUCAGAGUCAUGUGAAUUUUAUUUUAAUCAUGUACCUGAAGAUCGGAACGUUUUUCACGCAUCGAAAAUGAAAAUAAUUCCUGAAAUUUGUGUAUAAAGGCGACUUAAGGGGUAGUUGGGGUGGCCUGUCAUUUUCGGAUGACGUGUGAAACAUUUCCGAAAUUUAGAUCCAGUAGAUUUUUUACUUUUCAUUUCUUUUUUCUUAUUUUCGUUCCGCGAAAAACGUUUCGAUCUUCAGGUACAUUUUUAAUCCGCAUUCAUUCAAAUCCAUAAUUUUUACGUGAACUCUUCUUUGGAAGAAUUUCACUUCGAUAAAAUUAGAAAAAUAAAAAAUACUCGGCUUUGGAUUUACUCCGGAUUUAAUAUACGUUCACUAUGCAAAUUUUUGACAAUAAAAAUUGCAGUUUUGUUUUGGAAACUUGUGAAAAAUAAAAUUUUUUUUUUUAAUUUGAGAUCGAAAGAGAUCUACAUUAAUUUGAAUAGAUCUAUUGAUGUCAAUGAAAAUUUUAAAUUUCAAAAAAUUAAAUGUAUGUUGACUUAAAUUUUUUUUCCUGGGUAAUAAAUAAUGUAAAUUAUUUUAAAAAAUGUUCAGUAGUAUUCCAUGUAGUUAAAAAAUU
Molecule: messenger RNA, 6205 nt
Organism: Microplitis mediator
Lineage: Eukaryota; Metazoa; Arthropoda; Insecta; Hymenoptera; Braconidae
Product: furin-like protease 1
Exons: 13
Coding region: 2246-5440 (1064 amino acids)
Biological process (GO): peptide hormone processing
Cellular component (GO): trans-Golgi network; Golgi membrane
Molecular function (GO): serine-type endopeptidase activity
Source: RefSeq, a predicted model, not a curated record